Molecule: messenger RNA, 932 nt
Organism: Ceratitis capitata (Mediterranean fruit fly)
Lineage: Eukaryota; Metazoa; Arthropoda; Insecta; Diptera; Tephritidae
Product: PQ-loop repeat-containing protein 3
Exons: 5
Coding region: 214-882 (222 amino acids)
Source: RefSeq, a predicted model, not a curated record
UCAGUAUUAUUAGAAUGGCAAAUUAGGCAGUUGUUAAUCAAAUGCUCGACGAAAACGCAAACAGUCCGGGCGCUAUAAGAAAAAGAAAAUGUUGACACCUGCACAAAAAGAAAUAAACGAGAUAACGAAAAAAUUCAUGUGUUAACGCUUAUGACACAACUGAGUGGGUGAAAAUUAAAAAGAAUUUAAGAGCAAAGUUAUUAAUUGACAUAUAUGUACUUAAAUUUUACUAUGGAUAUAGUGUCCAAUUAUUUUGAGAAAGGUCUGGUCUUGGUUAUUGCCGACUUGCUUAGCCUGAUAACGGUGUCAUCUUGUUUGGUCAUAAAGGUGCCACAAAUCAAUACUAUCCGAGCGAAUAAGUCUUCACAAGGCAUCAGCGUUCUUGGCCUUUGCAUCGAACUCUUCAGCUACACUGUGAUGAUAUCAUAUAACUACAGCAGUGGCUAUGAGUUUCUAUCCUAUAUGGAAUAUCCCAUAUUGCUGUUGCAGGAAUAUGCACUCAUCUACUAUACCUUCCUUUACCAAAAUUUAUUGGGUGUUCGCACACAAAUAGUAGCGGUAUUUUAUGCUGUAGUAGCGACAUUGAUAUAUUUGAAAUUAUUUCCGCUUGUGAUACUUGCGUUUCUUGUGCCGUUUUGCACACCAAUUGGCGCUACAAGCAAAGUUCUGCAAUUAAUUUCGAUUCUACGCACAAAGGAUGCUUCAUCCGUUAGUCGAACGACCUGGGCUUUGUCAGCAUUCACCAACAUGACUCGCAUCUAUACGGUUUAUGUACAAUCAAACGAUCUUAUGCUGUUAAGUAAUUUCUUAAUAUCUACAUUUUUAAGCUCAUCAGUGUUUGCUGCGGCUUGUUUCUACAAGAAAAAAGUAAAGUCCGCAUAAGAAACUAUAUAGAGAAAAUUGUAAUUUAAUGCACUUACACCUAUGCACAU